AAAGUAAAUUAUCCCACCACUAAAAUGCUUUUCACUGUUUUAUAACGACAAGUCAGAAGUUACUACUUUAUUGUUAGGAAUUUAGCUACCGUGGUAAAAUGAUUAAACUUACUAUUACUUAUUACACUUGUAUUACAGUAAAUUUUUGCAUGUUUUAGAGGUCGAUUUUAAAUGACAAGCACGGCGGUAGGCCACAGGGAGUGAUCUACCAGCUUGGGGAUGUGUAAUUGAUCACAUUAGUUAUUGAAAACCAGCAAACCGUAAACGCGGUCGAAAGCAUUGAUUUUCGCAUCCAUGCAGGACCAUGCGUCGUACUCCAUGAAUAAUGCGUAUCUCUGGAGUCCCAUCAGAUCCGAUUUAGAGGCGCCAGGAUCAAGGAUGUCAAGUUUAUAGUCAGCUUGCUGCUUGCCUCUGUGUAUUGAUCGUCAAUUGUGUUCCGAACGUUCUGGAAGCAUUAUUGUGACAUUAUUUCGGAAAUCGGAAGAAUGGCAGCGAAACCAUCUCGACGAAUACCAUCCCAAGAUAAGUCGAAGGGCUCGGCUGGUGUUGCUGAAAACGCUGAAAGCAGUGAGCUGACCACUAAUGCCGUUGACGAUCAACCUGUGCCCAGCGGAGAUCUCCAUUUGAACCUUACCCGGCGAUCACCAGGCGCCAAAUAUUUGGAUGUGCUCCGCAUGGAACGAUUGCUCGAGAAGCUGGUUCUUCUUGACUAUAACCAAAUUCUGCAGCAAAAUGGAUCGGGCAUGGCAAACCUCCCCAGGAAUUACUUUUUAUCGGGAAAUCUCAAUGCUGGAACCAUGACGUUUCAGACAUUUGCUACCUUGGCCGUUUGGAUGAUCGGCCAGCUUGGGAUUCAACUGCGAGCACCGGAAGAGCGCGACGAUCCCAAUUUAACAGUUACCAGUAUUUUGGAAUCUCUGCGAAAGUUGGCUGUUCCAGUGGAAACGACUUCACAUCGUUUGCGAAGUGGGUCGGGAUCUGAUGUGAUUGCUGUCCUGUAUGAACUGGCAACCGCAUGCUUGAAACAACGGGAAGAAUUUCGGCCGCCCGUGUUUCCCGAAGCUGUUAGCCAUCAGGAAGAUCUAGACGAAGAGGGCCUGGAUGGAGGCGAGGAUGCGGAAGAUUUUCAUAGCAUACCGUUUUAUGAUUGGGAACAGGAGGAAGUGGCAGACGCCAUUGUCGAUGACGAGGGAAUUUCUCCCGGCGAUGCCUUGUCCGCAUCGGAUGUGAAGGCCCGGCAGAAAGCUGCCGAAGAGUGGCAAUUGGAAGCAGAUCGUGUGGCACCUUUUUUCGGUCAACCGGAUCGAAUGGGUAGUGAUAGGCUGGGUUGGAGUGAUCGGAUUAAAAGGCUUGAUGUUUGCUGGAAAGAGUUGGAUCAAAAUGUAGGGAAUGUGUCGAAGAAACUGUUGAAUGUCAGCGCAGAAAUGGGACGUUCUAUGGAGAAAUUACGCAAUCGAGAGAAGUUUAUUAGCGUUAAUAAUAAAGACAAAAUCGAGAAAUAUCGAAUUGUGAGUGCAAAGUUAGCUGCCGCUAAAGCGAAGUACGAAGCCCAUAAUACGGAAGUGGAAACGAAUGCCCAGAAACUUGCGGAUGUAACGGCGGAAGUUGAUAAGCUCAAGCGACAGUUGGAAGCGAAGAGUAACAGUGCCGCUGAUCGUCUUGCCAUCACGAGUAUGCGUGCCGCUAUGAAACGCAUGAAGGAGGAAAUUGGCGUUUAUAACAUCAGAAGUGCCAUCGCGGAAAUGCGGCUGCAGGAAUUAGCCGAAGAUCUGCAGAAUGCUGAGAUUCAAGAAAAUUUAACCAGCAUAGAGACCGUGGGAAUUCUGCCUGGAGUUAAAGAUUAGUCAGUAUCGAUUCGGGUCUUGGGAAUGCGGAAGCGGUUUUUGCGAUCCCCUUUUGCAAAUAAAUUCAGUGCGAUCUCAAAUUUUGUGAUAUUACUGUACAUUUUUUCGUGUGCCCCUCUGCGUUACUAGCCUUUUUCGUCCGAGUGAUUAUUUUUGGUUGCCCGUUGCACGUGAAAUCCGUCCUUUUGCAAGUGCGUUUUUAUGUCCCAUAAUGUGCACAAUUUGAUUUCUUGUUGUUUUUGAUCUCUUGCAGAGGAUAACGCAGAUAAGCUAGCGCCUUUCCAGUUUUAUGUACUCUUGCCUUUAUCUUUUUGUGCAGCCACGUUUAUUCUUUGACAUUCUUUGCGAAUAUUCUUUGACUUCUUUCUAUUUACUUGAGACAAUGACAAAUAAAAAAUGGA
This is a messenger RNA of Paramacrobiotus metropolitanus, 2245 nucleotides long. RefSeq names its product intraflagellar transport protein 57 homolog. The coding region runs from base 486 to 1844 and encodes 452 amino acids. Gene Ontology annotation, biological process: non-motile cilium assembly; intraciliary transport. The record is from RefSeq and is a predicted model, not a curated record. Lineage: Eukaryota; Metazoa; Tardigrada; Eutardigrada; Parachela; Macrobiotidae. Gene Ontology annotation, cellular component: cilium; Golgi apparatus; centrosome. The transcript is spliced from 6 exons.